CUACAAGUGAUAUGUAUUAUUUCACAUAUUUGAUUUUUAAAAAAAUUCGUAACUCGUAAAAUAUCAAUAUGGUAUCAAUAUUAUACAGGAAUCUGUUGAUUUUAAAACGAUUUUUACUUUUAUUCAUACAAUUUUCAUCAUGAUUUGAGCGGCAAAUUUAACUGAAUUAAAAUCAACAAAUGAAAAUCGACCGAAACAAAUACACAUAUAUAGUAAAAUGUGAUAUCUAAUUAGAUAUCAUAUUAGAUAUCAAAUAGCGUAAUUAAAAAAAUGGAAAUAACAGAAAUCUAAUUAUCUUGGUCAUUAUAUUUGAUUAUACGCAAGUAGUGAAGGAUAUAAUGCAAUUUUUAAUAUUUCAUAAUUUCUAACACGUAUUUCGCUCAGUAUUCUUUCGAAAUUUCAAAAUAAUUUGUUGCAUAGUCGUCGGACGAUGGUGAAUAAAAUCUGGUGUCAAGAAGGAGCAAAAAAGUGGUUUUUUAAGAAAAAUCAACCAUUGCAUCCACGAGUUUUAUCCGAACCAAAAUGUCAGAAAUAUGUAGCCACCUGGUAUCUAUUAUAUCGUUGGUUAAUUUUUAUGGCCUGGGCUUGUAUUGUCAUAUGUUCAAUUUUCGAAUUUGGUAGUUACAAACCUAUGUUAGCGUACGAUAAAUGGCCAAUUUACAUGACCAACUGGGAUUUAGUAUUAGGAUUUACUCAAGCUUUACUUGGCGGUUUUCUCGUAUUAAGAAGAUGGAAUCUGCAAAAAGUAUCGGGCUUCGAUCCUUCUACGCUGAUGCUAGGAUCGAUGGACAGAGUUUAUUUGUUCCUUUAUGUUAUAACUACUAAUACAGCGAUUGUAAUUACAAUUACUUAUUGGAGUAGUAUAUAUGAUCCUACAAUUCAUUAUUUGGAUCCUUUAAAUAUUAUGUUACACAUAUGUAACAGUAUUUUAAUGAUAAUAGAUUUUUGUAUCACGAGCAUUCCGUUUAGACUAAGGAACUUCUGGUGGUGUUUAAUUUUAGUUAUUUUGUAUAUUAUAUUUUCAGUAAUAUAUUAUUUGGUUGGUGGAGUAGACAAGAAUGGUUACCAUUAUAUCUAUAAAAUUCUUGACUGGAAAAAACCCGUUCAAGCUUCAUUGGUAUGUAUAGGUGAAGCUGUAUUAAUAACCAUAUUGCAUUCUUUAAUGUGUUUCUUAGAUAUAAUAAAGAAUAGAUUGUAUUUGAAAAUUGACAAAAAAUUAGGAAGAUCAUAUUUAGAAACACAGAUGUCUAAAAGAGAAAAAAAUAUCGAUAUUGUUUAAAAUUUAGCGAUAAUAGGCAAUUUUUUUUUAUAAUAAUUUUAAAACGUAUUAUUUGUAUUUUACAAUUAUAUAUUUAAAAACUGUAAUUUCCUUAUAUAUUUUUUUAAAGAUAAAUUAAUUUUUUAUUUACAAAAUAGUGUAAAGGAAAAUGAAAGUGAUUUUCUUACAUUCUUUAAUAAAUAUUUAAUAAGACU
Molecule: messenger RNA, 1473 nt
Organism: Apis laboriosa (Himalayan honeybee)
Lineage: Eukaryota; Metazoa; Arthropoda; Insecta; Hymenoptera; Apidae
Product: protein rolling stone-like
Exons: 3
Coding region: 431-1279 (282 amino acids)
Cellular component (GO): membrane
Source: RefSeq, a predicted model, not a curated record